GUGCCAUGUAUGUCAGAAUGCUAUAUAUCUGCCGAGUUGGACCGUGGGAGACGCGAAAGCCGCCGCCACCUCUCAGAAUACCCGUUCUUGUUAUGUUGCAUCGGAUAUAUAUGUGCGUGCCAUGCCAGCCCGUGUAGCCACGCCGCGGCACAGGCGGACUUUACUUGCUGCCCUCCCUUCUUCCUCCGACCUCUUCUUUUUCUUCUUCUUCCUCUUCUUCUUCUUCUUCUUCCGCCCCCUCCCGGUGGUGCUGGUGCUGUUCCUUUUCGUCCAGUCCCUAAAAAUAGACCCGAAACCCGCAAACCCACCCCGCAGCCGUCCUGCUUGUUCCCGCACGCACGCUGGGUGCUUCUCGCACAUUGCAGAUCGAGACGUAGGUUGUUAUGGAGGUAUGUACGAACGAACAAAUAAACGAGGCAGGCGAGCAUAUAUGCAUACAUAUAUAUAUAUGCCUUAUAUACACACACAUACCACACACACAUAUACACAUAUACACAUAUAUAUACGUAGUCAUAUUAUACCUAUAUAUGCGUAUAUGUAUGCGUGUGUACGCAUGGGAUAUGUCGACUUGGCCGAGGAGCAUGUGAGGAGCGGGAAGUGGGCAGUUUGCAACAUCGCCGAAGGGCCUUAGCCGCCCCCCUAUUGUUUGGAUGAAUGUGACGAGGCCAAUCCGACACGUCGUAACGCGCCACGAAACACAACGUGGCCGGCACGAAGGAUGAGGUUAAGCCUGUACGAAUACGGCGCAGCCCAACGCAUCCGCUCGGUUGCCCACCGUUGUUUUUGUUUUCUCCUGUGUGGUAGAUGCCGACCGCCCCCUCGGCUUUUCCUAAGUUCUACAGCAUAUAGUACUUGUUAUGUAUGCAAGUCUGGAUGCUUACAUGGUGCGCAAAUGUGUGGAUGGAUGAUGGAUGGGCGGAUGGAUGGAUGGAGAUAAAUAUGGAUAUAUCCGGCUAGCGGUAAACGCAGGAUAGAUAAAAGAUAGACGUGUAGGUGUAACGUGCGGGUGUGGAUUGGUUACGAGACGAGUCACAAUCGAGAUGGGCACAACCGGCUGGCUUGUCAGAGCGGGAACACACAGACGACUGCCGAGACGGGGCAACGUCGCUCUUCUUUCCCGUCGCGAUCGAAGGCCAAGAUAGCAUGCUGGCUUCAGAAAGAAAAAAAAAGAAGCAAAAGGAAAGAAGCAAAACA
Durotheca rogersii is the source of this 1194-nucleotide messenger RNA. RefSeq lists its product as uncharacterized. NCBI's taxonomy places the organism in Eukaryota, Fungi, Ascomycota, Sordariomycetes, Xylariales, Xylariaceae. The transcript has a single exon. The coding region runs from base 122 to 631 and encodes 169 amino acids. The record is from RefSeq and is a predicted model, not a curated record.